AUGCAUCCCCGGAAAACCCCCCCUUCCCCUUGGGAUCCCCAUCCCAAACCAGUCAGAUCCGCCAAUCUCACCUUCCGCGCGUCUCACGUCCCCCCCCCCUCGCGGAGUGCGCCUUCCGUUCCGCCAUACCCUUCCGCCUCCGCUUAUUCCUCCGCUCCCCCGUACCCUCCUCAUCCGUACGCUUCCGCUUCCCCGUACCAUUCCCCUCACCAGUACGCUUCUGCUGCGCAGUACGUUUCCGCUCCCCCUUACUCUUCCGCUCCCCUUUACUCUUCCGCUCCGCCGUACCCUUCCGCUUCCGCCUACCCCUCCGCCUCCCAGUACGCGCCUUCCGCGCCCUCGUUCCCCCCCGCGCCCCAGCGUCGCGCAUCCUCCCCCUCACCGCCCGGGAGAAACUUCGUCAUUCGGUUCACGUGCGACGAUGACGACGAUGACGGCGAUGGCGACGGCGACGACAAUGCUGAUCCCAGUCGCGAAGGAGGUGGUAACCCGAAAAGCGACAUUUCGAGCAGCAGAUCGUUACCGCCGGCCAGACGAGCCUCUCCGACCGCGAUCCUUUCACCAGGGAGCGGGGCGUCAGGGGGGGGAGGGGGCGGCGGAAAUACUUCCGCCGUUGCCCUUCCGCCAAGACCCGCGAGCGCGCCAGGAUCUUCCACCAGUCGAACAUUUUCUUCUCUCCCCGCCGCUGGGCAAGGUUCCGCCUCCGCUUCCGCUUCCGCCACCGCUUCCGCCUCUCCGCUCUCGCUUCCCCCGGGCGCGAGCAAGUCCACAGUUUGGACUGCGGGUGGCGCACAAGCCGCGCAACCCCGCGGAAGACAGACGGGGGCUGGGGUAGUUGCGCGCGCAGCUUCCGCGCGAGCACUGGGCCGCUCCCCUUCCGUCCCCCUUCCCCCAGCGGCUGCUGCUGGCGGAUCUUCUCCGGCGGCGGCUGGCGCAAGCUCUGGCGGAGCAGGCGGGAGUGACGGCGGAGCUUCCUCGCAGUUUUUGAAGCAAAUUGCGCUCAUGCGCGAGCAGAUCGCGGCUUUUGAGCGCAGAGGGGAAGGCGGGAGCUCGGGGAACUUGGUUGAGGCAGGCGGGGGACAGAGUCCGGAUACGCCUAAGGAAGGCGCAGAGCCAAGCAGCGGCGGAAACGCCAGUGGCGCCGGCGCAAGUGGGGGUGGCGCAAGCGGGACUGGCGCAAAUGGUCCUGGCGCAAGUGGCGGUGGCGCAAGUGGCAGUGGUGUCACACCUGAGACGAAGGAAGGAGCACCAGGUGCUGUUGAGAAGGCAAGUGAGGAAGGAGGAGUAGCAGCAGGAGCAUCUGGAUUAGCAGGGAAGGCACCCGCUGCCACCCCAGAAGCAGCUGCAGCCGGUGCUUCCUCACAUACAUCUCGACAGGGCGGCGUUUCUCGUCCUGUAGCAGUCAGAGGCGGAACGGUGCGGUCGAGAGGAGGAGCAAGAGGUCUAGGUCAGGGGCGAGCGGGAGCGGGAGCGGGAGAGCAAAGUAGUGGGCUGCUGAAGCGGGGGAUGAGCUGGAACGAACCAAUCAUGCUGGAUGAUGAUGACGAGGAUGAACCAAUCAUGUUAGAUAGUGGUGGUGGUGCUGGUGGUGGCGGUGUUGGUGGUGGCGGUGGUGCUGUUGAUGAUGGUGCUUGUGGCGGGGGUGGUGGCAAUAACGGGGUUGCUCCGGACUCACCAGAAGACGUGAAGCCCAUGUAUGCUGAGCUGAGCAACCAGACUGCUGAGAUCAGCACGCGGAUUGUUGAAGCCAGCAAGCAGACUGCUGAGUUCAGCAAGCAGAACGCUGAGGCUGGCUUUGGCGAUGCUGGUGGUGCUGGUAGCGAUGGUAUUGGCACCAGCGUUGACCCGGACAGUGGUGAGGACAUGGAGAUCGACCCCAUGGAUGAUGAUGAUGAUGAUGAUGAUGGUGCUGAUGAUGAUGAUGAUGAUGAUGAUGCUGCUGCUGCUGCUGCUGCUGCUGGUAGUGGUGCUUAUAAUGGUGCUGGUGCUGCUGCUGGUGGUAGUGGUGCUUAUAAUGGUGUUGGUGGGGCUGGUGGUGGUGCUUAUAACGGUAGUGAUGGUGGUCAGGGGCGCGAGUAUGAUCCAAUAGCAGAUGCUUUUGGAGGCUGGGAGGGUGAUUACAGGCAAGCCUGCACCACCGUGCCCGUGCUGCAGCAGGCGCACUUUCACAUGCGCAUGCACAUGCAGAGGAACAUGUGGCCCCAGCUCGCCAUAGCCAUGACACAUCCACCCUGCACCACCACACCCAUGCCCACAUGCCACCUGCAACCGCCCCUCCCCCAGCCGCCCCUCCCCCAGCCGCCCCUCUCCCAACCGCCUCUCUCCCAACCGCCCCUCUCCCAGCCUCUCUUCUUCCAACUUCCCCUUUCUCAAAUUCCCCUCUCUCCACCCCCCCUCGCUCUGAACCUUUACCCAUGCGCCCCCCUUUCCCUGGCUUGGCCUGGCAAGGGGUUUGGACAGAACGGAAGGCUGCUGGCACAGCUGGCGGCCAAGGGCGGGGCGGGGGCUGGGAGGGAGGGGAGUGGGGUGGGCAGGGGAGGCGCUGGAGGAGGGAGGGAAGGGAGUGGGGUGGGGAGGGGAGGGGCGGGGCCUGGAAUGGAAGGGAGUGUGGUGGGGAGGGGAGGGGUUGAGGGGGGCAGAGGAAGGGUAGGAGCAGGGAGGGAAGGGAGUGGGGCGGGCAGAGGAGGUGUAGGAGCAGGGAGAGGAGGGAGUGGGGCGGACAGUGGAGGGAUGGUGGGGGGCAGAGGGGCGGUGGCAGGUGCAGGAGGGGUUGUGGCAGGUGGAGGAGGGGUUGUGGCAGGUGGAGGAGGGGUUGUGGCAGGUGGAGGAGGGGUUGUGGCAGGUGGAGGAGGGGUUGUGGCAGGUGGAGGAGGGGUUGUGGCAGGUGGAGGAGGGGUUGUGGCAGGUGGAGGAGGGGUUGUGGCAGGUGGAGGAGGGGUUGUGGGAGGUGGAGGAGGGGUUGUGGCAGGUGGAGGAGGGGUUGUGGGAGGUGGAGGAGGGGUUGUGGCAGGUGGAGGGAAGGGAUUACCUGCUGCUCUUGGUCUGUCUGCUGCUGCUGCUGCUGCUCGUGGUGGUGGUGGUGGUGCUGCUGCCACUCCUGCCACUGCCACUGCCAAUGCCUCCCCGUCUGCUCCUGCUGCAGCUGAUGUGUCAGCUUCUCCAAUUGGCAGUCCGGCGAGAGCAAGGGAUGUGGCCUUUGGAGGGCGAGGUAGAAGCAGUCCAGGAAUUAUUAAUCCCAGCCAGAGCAGCCCAGGUAGCAGGGUUGGGAUGGGUGUGAGGGAUGGAAAGGGGAGGGGUGAUGGGGGAGAGAAGGUGGCGGAGAGAAGGCUUCAGGUGUCCAUUCAGGUGAAAGUGGAAGCCCAUGAGGAAGCGGUUGGCAGGGUUGUGACGUCAGGUGCACCACUAGGAAUGACGUCAGGUGCAGGAAGGGGAGGAGUGACGUCAGGUGGAGGCAAGGGAGGAGUGACGUCAGGUGAAGGAAGGGGAGGAGUGACGUCAGGUGGAGGAAGGGGAGGAGUGACGUCAGGUGCAGGAGGGACGGGAGAGAUGGUGGGGCGAUCGCUGGGAGCAAUAGCAGGAGAAGGAGACGCAGCAAGGGGAGCAUCAGUGGAGAGAGUAAAAGGUAAAGCAGCGACGAGAGAAGUGAGGGAGCAGCAGAAGGAGAAGGAGAAGCAGAGGGAACAGCAGAAGGAGCUUGAGAAGCAGAGGGAGCAGCAGAAGGAGAAGGAGAAGCAGAGGGAACAGCAGAAGGAGAAGGAGAAACAGAGGGAACAGCAGAAGGAGCUUGAGAAGCAGAGGGAGCAGCAGAAGGAGAAGGAGAAGCAGAGGGAACAGCAGAAGGAGCUUGAGAAGCAGAGGGAGCAGCAGAAGGAGAAGGAGAAGCAGAGGGAACAGCAGAAGGAGCAAGAGAAGCAAAGGGAGCAGGGGAAGAAGAGGAAGUUGCAGGAGCAGCAAGGCGCGCAGGGGAAGGAGCAGGAGGAUCAGCUGGGAGGGCAGGAGAGACAAGGCGGAGAGCCGCGUAAAGUAAUGAAACGGGGUGAAUGUGCGAGUGGGAGGAGUGUGGAAGGAGUAAGGGACAUCCCUUUUGUCACCGAGGGGAAUAAGGAGAAGGGGGCAGAGGAGAAGAGUGAAGAGGAGAAGAGGCAGGGGAAGGAGGCGAGAAUAGCAGGGGUGUCGGGAAGGGUAAGAGAGGAGGAGGCGCAGGGAGGGGAAAGUGGGGUUGCAGAUUUGAAACACGGGAGGAGGGUGGGCGAGAUUACGGCUGGUGACUUGGGGCAAGGGAAGAGGCGACGAGGUGAGGAGGAGGAUAGGGAGAGACGAGUGAGAGAGAGGGUGGAGGAGGAUAGGCAGAGAGAGGAAGGGGGGAGACGAGACGAAGGGGGAAGGAGGGACGAAGUGGGGAGGAGAGAGGAGGGGGGAAGGAGGGAGGAGAGGGGAAGGAGAGAUGAGCGGGAAAGGACAAAGGAGAGGGGAUGGAGCGAGGAGAGAGGGAGGAGGGAGGAGGGGGGAAGGAGAGAGGAGGGUGGGAGGAGUGAGGAAAGGGGAAAGAAGGAGGAGGGUAGGAGGAGAGACGAGCGGGAAAGGAGUGAGGAGUGGCGGAGGAGGGAGGAGGGUAGAAAGAGAGAGGAGGGUAAGGGGAGAGAAGAGGGCGGGAUGAGGGACGAGCGCAUGCAUGAGGGAGGCCGGAGGGAGAGUGGUAAAAAAGAGGAGGCAAAGAGGAAAAAGGGGGGUGCGGAGGGGGGUGAGAACCAUAAACGCGGAGCUAGGGGGGUGACUGGGGAAGGAGUGCAAGAGAGGGUGCGGGAGCGGGUCCGGGUGAGAGCGAGAGGAGUGUUGGAGGGAGGGGCGAGGGAGAGGAGUGUGGAUGAGUAUGAGAGUCCGCUGGUGAUGUUCCGGUGCUACCGGCACUCCCCUGUGUUCAUGGCUCGAUGGGGGGCUGUGGUGGAGUGCGGCGAGGAGGGGCAGGAGGAGGGGCAGGAGGGGCAGGAGGAGGAGAAGGAGGAGGGGCAGGAGAGGCAGCAGGAAGGGAAGGAAGAGAAGGAAAGGAAGGAGGGGCAGGAGGGACACAGAGUGGAUCAAGGGCAGAGUCAGCAAAGUCAACAGAGUCAACAACAGCAGCAGCAGCUGCAGCUGCAGCAGCAGCAGCCCGAGCGAGGCCCAUCACCCCAUCCGCCCCCUUCCCCACUUUCCUCUCGGGCCUUGCGAGUCCACGAGGCAUCGAUCGAUCCGCACCGUGUGAUCUGCGCCGCCCAGCUGCGCGGCCAAUGCGUGGACGCCAAGUGUCGCCUGCAGCACCUGCUGCCCCACCCUGUGCGCUUCGCUGACGUGGUCAGGGUUGUGAGGGACGAUGCUGAAAAGGUUGCUGAUAACGUGUACGCAGAGAGUGUGGCAGAAGCAGCAGCAACAGCAGCAGCAGAAGUGGGGACAGCAGGUACUGAAGGAAAAGUGAGGGCGGCAGAAGCAGCACAGAGUGUUAAACCACCAGCAGGGUCCAUCCAAGAAGCAGAUCCGUUACAAGCUGAUGCAAUACAAGGGAUGAGCGUGUGGGAUAGGGUGAGUGGUGUGGAGGGGUUUUUUGAAGAAACGAGAGAGAGUGGGGUUGAGAGGGAAUGUGGAGGUGUGAUAGAGGGAGUGAGAGAGGGAGUGAGGGAGGAAGAGAGGUUGCCACUGCACCUUCCCCUCUCUCUGCUCCUUUCUGGAACGGUGGAUUUCUGGGGCGGUGAAAGCUGUCCUGUGAUUGGUGAGAGGUGCCACGUGGAGCAGUCCUAUUGGCCAGCCCCUGUCCUUUAUCCACCUGAAUCGGAUCGACCCGUCUCUGAAGGGAGUGGGGCGGCUGCUCUUUGCUGUCUGUGCGCCGGAACCCACCGCUGCCUCUUUGGAAACUGUCAUUGCCUCUCCGCGUUGCUGCACCUCCCCUGGCUUUACUUCCGCAUGCCCCCGCCGCCUCCCCUCACACGCUCUCUCCUGUGUCCCUCCUUCCCCUUCAGCCAGGGAGCAACAGCAGAUGCGUUCCUAGGUGACUCAACCAAGUAUUUUCCGUCUAACCCGUCCCACCCUCCUCGUCAGGUCAUCGCCUCGCUAGCGCAUUUCCUGUACCACCAGCCAGGCAGCAGCAGCACGUGGCACGUCUUCUUCCGCCUCUUCGCCCUCCUCCCCGCGCUGCUGCACCUGCCGUGGCUUUACUGCAUGGCGCGCAUUCGGAGGGAGUUUGAAGUCAAGGAGCAGAUGGCAGCUCUGGUGCAGUGCUGUGUGAGUGGGUGGGGUGGGGUCCGUUUCGCUGCCACAACACGGAGGGAGUUUGAAGUCAAGGAGCACAUGGCAGCCCUGGUGCAGUGCUGUGUGAGUGUGGGUUGUCGGGAGGACAGAAGGGAGGGGGGUAAAAAAGUGGGUUCAAGGGGGAAGCUCUGGUCCCUCUACCUGCCCACGUGGCAUCAGCUGCAAUGGCACAAGGCAUCAGCACAAAUCUCCUGCACCGCAGCAGCAGAUACCUGGACCAACACCCUCCUCCUCCUCUCCCACUGCCCGCUCCUCCCCUCACACGUCCCCUCCCCCUCACUCCCCUCUCUAGCCCACACCCCUCCCUCUCCUCCCCUUCCGCCUCCUCCUCUCCUCCUCCUCGUCCCCUUGGGAUCCGAUGCAGCAGCGGAGAUGCAGGAGAAAGGAGCAGCACUAGACUCAAUAACCCCCCACCUGCGCUCAUCUCUCGGCUUAUCAAACCCUAAUGCCGCCCCCGCGCAAUCAUCCCGCGUUUCCUCGGCCGCUACCCCCCAAGGGGUGUCUCUCUCGGGUCUAUUGAGUCAACUCCCUCCCCCCAUGUCCACUCCGCCUGUGGUUGACCCGGUCAACGCGAGUCAACGCAGUGCAGAGGCGCUUGACUGUGCCCUGCAGCUGCUGCUGGUGUGGGGGGAGGGCGGUGAGGGGAGGAAGGUGUGGGAAUGGGUUGGGAUGGUGGUGAGUGCGGUGGAGAGGGAGGGAGGUGAGGAGGAGGGAAGCAAGGGACGGGGAGGAGGGGCAGCGGAGGAAGGAGAAAUUAAUGGAGGAAAAAUGGCAGCAGCACCAACAGCGGCAGCACCAGCGGCAGCAGCACCAGCAGCAGCAGCAGCAGAGGCACUACUAUCCUGCCUCACGCCACUUGAUGCUGCCGUCUUUUUCCUCUCUGCCGCCCACCUCCUCUCCGCCGGCCGCUUCCCUGACACUGUAGCAGCCAAGAUCGGAUUCCGGCAGGAUUUGAUCCCGCUGGUGGACAUGCCCUGGGCGGCAGGUUGUCAGCAUGUGGGCCUGCAGGAGCAGCAGGCCAACACCCUGACAAUGGGCGGCACUGCUGAUUCCAAGCAGGCAAUGGGCGGCGCUGGUGCUGCAGUGUAUGGGCUCAUGUGUAGCUCCCUGUGCUCCUUGCUGCACUCUAGAGAUCAUGUAGUGUCGCCCUCUCUCGCAGCUGUUGCAGCCGGUGCUGAUAAUGCUGCUGCUGCUGCUGCUGCUGCUGGCGCUGAUGGUGCGGUUUGCAUGGAUGUGGAAAGCAGUGCUGCGGAGCUUGCAGUAGCAGCAGCGAGUGCAGCAGUGAGGGAGGCAGUGAGGAGCGGGAGGCACCUGCAUGUGAGGGACGCUGUUCAAUGGGCCCUCGCUCUUGCUGCUGCUCAUCCUUUUGCUGCCGCCCACUCUCCCUCUGCUGCUCACACUCCCACUGCUCUUGAUCCUUCAGCCUCUGCUGGCCCUUCAGGUUCUUAUCCUUUCACCGCUCCUUCUCUGGACUCUUCCGUCCCUCCUCACCACCCCCCUCUCUCCAUCCCUUCUCUCCUCCGUUGGGCUCAAUCACACUCACUCCUCCACCACCUCCUCCCGCCUCUCCACCCUCUCUUCCCCUCCUCCUCCUCGCCUUCCCUCACACCAUCACCCAGCCAUCUUUCCUCCCCACCACCUCCCCUCACCUCGGAAUACCCCCCUCAGCCCGAAGAGGCCCGGCAACUAGAGCAGGUUCGGCAAACCCUGGACCUUCUGCCUCGGAACGUGCCUCUUGCCCGAAUCUACCUCCACCUCCUGUUCGGUAACAACCUCCUGAACGUCCUCCAAGCCACGGCUGCUGCAGCGGCUGCAGCUUCGGAAGCUGCUUCGAAGCCAAAGCCGAAGCAGAAAGGCAUGUCCGGCGAAGGUUCCGAGCCUGUUACACUACCACCGACGGUCAAUCCUUCCCAGCUGACCCAUGCGGUUACCGCAUUACUAACGGCGUUGCAGAGUGGGGGAGGGGGGGUGGGAGCAGCAGCAGGGGGGGGGGGGUCGGGCCAUCCGGGCUGGGAGGCGGAAUGGACGGUGCUGAUCGACGUUGUGGAUGUGAUCAUGGCAAAUCGUACGGCUGCGUGCGCGCUGGCUCGUGUUGCUGUGGCUAUUCACCCUCUGUCGAAGCAGCUGCAAGAGAGAGAGGUGGGCCGUGGGGGGUGGGGGGGAGGAGAAGAGUUGGGGUUUGGGAAAUGGACAGUGGGGAACAGAAGGGCGGGAUCUGGGCUGUGGCUAUUCACCCUCUGUCAAAGCAGCUGCAGGAAAGAGAGGUGGGCCGUGGGGGUGAGAGGAAGAGAUGGGGUCUGGGAAAUGGGCAGUGGGGAAUAG
Molecule: messenger RNA, 8598 nt
Organism: Closterium sp. Naga37s-1
Lineage: Eukaryota; Viridiplantae; Streptophyta; Zygnematophyceae; Desmidiales; Closteriaceae
Source: the annotation of a GenBank genome assembly